This is a messenger RNA of Adelges cooleyi (spruce gall adelgid), 3892 nucleotides long. RefSeq names its product glycerol-3-phosphate dehydrogenase, mitochondrial (gene Gpo1). The coding region runs from base 869 to 3043 and encodes 724 amino acids. Lineage: Eukaryota; Metazoa; Arthropoda; Insecta; Hemiptera; Adelgidae. The record is from RefSeq and is a predicted model, not a curated record. Gene Ontology annotation, biological process: glycerol-3-phosphate metabolic process. The transcript is spliced from 13 exons. Gene Ontology annotation, cellular component: glycerol-3-phosphate dehydrogenase (FAD) complex; mitochondrion. Gene Ontology annotation, molecular function: glycerol-3-phosphate dehydrogenase (quinone) activity; calcium ion binding.
UAUAAUGACGUUUAACGCGGUUUUUAAUUGUGAUUUAAUAAAUUACUAUUGUUAAUAUAUGAUGUAUUGAAUUGCGACCACAGCGCGGUAUUCAUUGCACUAGUCAAAUUGUAUAAUAACAUGAAACGAACAGCCGACGGCGAAACCGCUUGUCCGCGCUAGAAACGGAAUUUGGCGCGCAAUCGCUGUGGAAUUUCUUUUUUUUUUUCGUUUUUGCGACCGCCCUGGUAUAAUACACCUAUAUGUAUAUAAUAAUAAUAUCAUCCAUUCCGAGUGAGCGGCGUACUCGUGCGAUUUAUAUAUAUGUAUAGAUAGUGUAUAUAGUAUAGCCUUGGCGCAGCAGACGGCCGCUGUCUUCUCUGCUAUUAGUUUCGUGCGAAAUUCACUUCCAUGUCGUCGGUAUAGUAGUUAAUAUAGUUAUAAUAAUACAUAUAACAUUAGUCAUUAACCCGGUCCCAAUGUCAAAGCCACGCAGCGAUCGGACUAGUUUUUUUUUUACCUGAUUUUGAUUUGAUUACUUUUUUUUUUUUUUUUUACUUUAUCUCGACGUCGCCGAACAACGACUUAGUAUUAUAUACUUACCUGUUACCUACUUACGCCUACCGUUUUUUUUUUUUUUUUUUGUUCGCGUUUGCCGCGCCGUUCUGUUUGCAGUUAAUCGCACGGUCAACCCUUUCGCGAGGUUUUUUGGAUUUGCCAAUAAUUUGACACAACAAAAAAAUAUUCGUUUGUAUUUCCAAGUGUGCGCACUGAUCGACGGCAACCCGGUGGGGAAACGUCCAAUGCGAAAAUCGUGUCGCGCCCAAAGUUAUUAAUAAAUCGCCGUCGUCGUCGCCGAAAGGACACAUUUCAACUAGAAUAAUAUACAAUGGCUUCUACAAUUUACAAGUUAAUGGUGGGCGGAGCGUCAGUAGGAGCCGGAGCGUAUUUCACAACGUGGGUUCUAACUGGAGAAAACCCAACAAAAAUAAAAACCGUACAGGCAGAACAUGUCAAGAAAACGGGCAGGAAGCGAACGCUGCCUCUGAGAGACACCCAGAUUCAGUCUUUAAAGUCGGAAAGUUUCGACGUCCUCAUAAUCGGGGGAGGCGCGACCGGAGCGGGUUGUGCAAUAGACUCUGUUACUAGAGGUUUGAAAACUGCUCUCGUCGAGUUGGACGACUUUGCAUCGGGUACAUCUAGUCGUAGUACAAAACUCAUUCACGGAGGAGUGCGUUAUUUACAAAAAGCAAUUCUCAACUUGGACUAUGAUCAAUACAAAAUGGUCAAAGAAGCAUUGCACGAGCGGUCUUCGAUGCUUCAAACGGCUCCACAUCUCACUCAGGCGAUACCGAUUAUGUUGCCCGUUUACGAGUGGUGGAAAGUUCCUUAUUAUUGGAUCGGUAUCAAGGCGUACGAUUUGGUGGCCGGUUCGAAAACUAUCAAGAGUUCUUACUAUUUGUCCAAGAACGAAGCUCUUGAAAUUUUCCCCAUGCUUAAGAAAAACAAACUCGUUGGAGCUAUUGUGUACCACGACGGUCAACAAGACGACGCACGAAUGUGUCUUGCCCUGGCGUUGACGGCAACUAGAUACGGAGCGACUGUGGCGAAUCACGUGAAAGCCGUAGAAUUGUUGAAAGAUUCCAGCGGGAAAAUAUGUGGAGCACAUCUCAGGGACGAACUGACCGGCAAGGAGUGGGAUGUUAAAGCAAAAUGUGUCAUUAAUGCUGCCGGUCCGUUCACAGAUGCCGUGCGACAGAUGGAUGACCAAAAAGUUAAACCAAUUUGUUCACCCAGCAAAGGAGUGCACAUCGUUUUGCCCGGUUAUUACAGUCCAGAGCAAAUGGGUCUACUGGACCCCGAAACAUCCGACGGUCGAGUCAUUUUCUUUUUGCCAUGGCAAAAAUACACGCUGUCUGGAACUACAGACAGUCCGUGCGACGUCACUUACCAUCCGAUGCCCAACGAAGAAGAAAUUUCAUUCAUACUUAACGAAAUCAAAAACUACCUUAAUUCGGACGUUGAAGUACGCAGAGGUGACGUCUUGAGUGCGUGGAGCGGUAUUCGUCCAUUAGUGUCGGAUCCCAACAAAGCGGACACGCAAUCGUUGGCUCGUAAUCACAUUGUGCAUGUGAGCAAAUCAAAUUUAGUAACGAUCGCCGGCGGUAAAUGGACCACGUACAGAGCUAUGGCCCAGGAAACAUUGGACGCUGCUAUCAAAGCUAUUCCCGAGUUGAAACCGACCAAGCCCGAGUGCCAGACCGAUGGUCUUAAAUUGGAAGGAUCCCACGGAUGGACACCGACCAUGUACAUUAGAUUGGUCCAAGACUUUGGUUUGGAAUGCGAAGUAGCCCAACACUUGGCGACUGCUUACGGCGACCGAGCUUUUGCCGUGGCCAAACUAGCUCAGCUCACCGGACAACGUUGGCCGAUCAUAGGAAAGAAAAUCCACCCAGAUUUUCCAUACAUCGACGCUGAAAUCCGGUACGGAGUUAAAGAGUACGCCAUGACGGCGGUCGACAUGGUAGCCAGACGCUUGCGUUUGGCAUUUUUGAACGUACAAGCUUGUCAGGAAGCGCUGCCGAUGAUCGUCAACAUUAUGGCCGAAGAACUAAACUGGAACGAGGAAGAAAAACAGAAACAACUGAAAGCGGCUAGUGAAUUUUUGGCCACGGAAAUGGGCAUGAGCGUCAACAGAGCGUCCCGAGAUAAAAUCCCGAUCACUCUUUCCAAAGACGAAAUCAAAAUGUACGUCAGUAGGUUUCAAUUGAUAGACAGAGACCACAAAGGUUAUGUAUCCAUCACCGAUAUUCGUAGGAGUAUGAAAAACUUUGGUGAAGAAUUAAGCGGCUUAGAAUUGCAUGAAAUUUUGAGAGAAAUCGACACUAACAUGAACGGUCAAGUUGAACUGGACGAGUUCCUACAGAUGAUGUCGGCAAUCAAAUCGGGCCACAUAACGCACUCUCGGUUCGCCAAAAUGGCCGAACUGGAAGAACAAGCGCAUGAAAAGAAAUUAAAAACGGCAAGUAACAUUUCCGUCGAGAGAAGCGGCGGCGGUAUCUAAGUACGAGGAGGAUUCUGUUCUUGCAUCGAUGAUUAUUAUUACUUUCUCGUUAUUUGUAUUUCGGUAAAUUGAGUUAUACCUUGUUGGUUUUUUUUUGUUUUUUAGCGCCUGCGAACAACUAUUAUUAGAUUUAUUUAACAUUUAACUUUUAUUUUAUUUGUUAUUACAAAAUUUAAAAUGUUUGUUUUUUUUUUAAAUAGAAACACUGUUGGUUAUUGUUAUGCUAAAAAUAAAAAUUAAAAAUCCCAAAGAAUAGAGAAAAUGAUGAUUUAACUUGGUCGCUUAUUGAUAUUUUUAUUUACGCGUUAAAGUCUUGGUCGAAGCUAAAAUCUAAGCGGUGUACUUUUAAGACUUUAUUAUUAGUUUUCCUAUAAAUGGUCAGACCUUCUAGAAAGAAAAAAAAUAGAGUAUAUUUUUUUGUUCCAGUAGAAAUAUACAAUUUUGAAUAUAAUAUUUAAUUUUAGUUAUAAUUCAACAAUUUGUAUAAAAUGUAACAAGAAAAAAUAUAAAACAUGUUAUAUCACAUCAAGUUAAUGCAUAAUAUUAGAAAAUCAUCACAGUUAGAGUUUUGUCAAUAAAAAUGUUUGGUAGUAUAAACCAUAAAUAAUGGUAUAUUAUGUUAAAUUGUACUUGAUAAGAAAGAGAGAGAGCGAUAGUGUACUUACAGAGUAUGAUGGUAACAUCUUAUUAUAAUAAAAAAUAAAUUUAAUUAAAAUGAAAAAAGAUAAUAAUAUGUAUUGAUUGGUGUUUGAUUAAAAAUAACCUAUGAUUCAGUUUUAAUCUUCGAUCAGCGACCUGUCCUGGUUGUACGACGAUUGAAUACUUCUCGCUAGUAAAAAUAUGAGCAGU